UUUAUUAUUUGCAAAGACUACAGUGUGUAUAACUGUAUAGGAUUAUUUGGUGCCAUCAGCUCCAGUUUCCAGCUGUUGAGGUGGUUCUCUGCUAGUGUGGGUGUGGUCCACUCUGUUCACCAUUUAAGUAAACAAACAAACACUUCUACGCAAAAAAGUAGGUAAUAAGUAUGGCAGCUUCAAAUGAAAUUGUGAGCAUAGAUUCAUUAGUAUCACAUUCCUUAUCAGGUUCCGAGUUAGAAGAAUUCAACAGAAUUUAUUAUGGUCGAAAAGAUAACCAUUCACUGGAAAUUAAAACAGCCAACAUUGAAUAUGCCGAUAGCAACAACUUUGAAGUUGCUGCAUACGACUUUCCAGCUCAAAAGGAAGAAACCAGAAGUCCGCGUGUUGUUAGAGUAGGAAUUAUCCAAAACUCGAUUGCCACUGCUACUAAUAAACCCAUUAUAGAGCAGAGACAAGGAAUUUUUGAUAAAAUUCGUAAAAUAAUCAAUGUUGCCGCAGAAGAAGGUGUUAACGUUCUGUGCUUACAAGAAGCAUGGAGUAUGCCAUUUUGUUUUUGUACAAGGGAAAAGCAACCAUGGUGUGAAUUUGCUGAAUCUGCCACAGAUGGUGCAAGUGUACAAUUCCUCAAAGAGCUUGCUGCAAAAUAUGGUAUGGUAAUAAUUUCACCAAUUCUAGAGCGAGAUGAGGCUCAUGGUGAUACAAUUUGGAACACAGCUGUGGUCAUCAACGAUUGUGGUAUUGUUAUAGGGAAACAUAGGAAAAAUCACAUACCAAGAGUAGGUGACUUCAAUGAAUCAACAUAUUAUUUUGAAGGCAACACUGGUCAUCCAGUGUUUGAAACAAAGUUUGGUAAAAUAGCUGUAAAUAUUUGCUAUGGAAGACAUCAUCCAUUAAACUGGUUAAUGUUUGGCAUUAAUGGAGCUGAAAUUGUAUUUAACCCAUCAGCCACAGUUUCUGGACUCAGUGAGCAUUUGUGGGGCAUAGAAGCUCGUAAUGCUGCAAUAGCAAACAGCUACUUUACUUGCGCAAUCAACAGAGUGGGAACUGAGCAAUUCCCUAAUGAGUUCACAUCUGGUGAUGGUAAACCAGCUCAUAAAGAAUUUGGUCAUUUUUAUGGGUCCAGCUAUGUAACAGCACCUGAUGGCAGUAGAACUCCAGGAUUGUCGAGGGUCAAAGAUGGCUUGUUGAUUGCACAGUUAGACUUGAAUUUGUGUAGACAAAUUAAAGAUAAAUGGGGUUUCACAAUGACCCAAAGAUUAGAUUUGUAUGCUAACAGCCUGCACAAGGCUGUGCAACCUGAUUAUGAGCCACAGAUAAUACGUAAAAACUAAAUAAUUGUGAUUUUUUUAACUUAUAAGUGUUAUAUAAUAAUAAUAAUACAUAUAUUUUUAUAUUGUUGUCUUGAUUUUAUUUUUCAAUGUUCAAAUAAAAUAUCUUUUAAGUUUUACUGUC
This is a messenger RNA of Maniola jurtina (meadow brown), 1455 nucleotides long. Its product is annotated as beta-ureidopropionase-like. Lineage: Eukaryota; Metazoa; Arthropoda; Insecta; Lepidoptera; Nymphalidae. Gene Ontology annotation, molecular function: beta-ureidopropionase activity. The transcript is spliced from 2 exons. Bases 171 to 1334 code for a protein of 387 amino acids. The record is from RefSeq and is a predicted model, not a curated record.